AUGCGGUCCCACCAGCUUCUCGUCGCCGUCGCGGCCCUCGUCCCCGCGGCCCUGUCGUGGCAGCCGUCGACGCGCCUGUCGGGCGUGCCGAGCGCUCUGUCGACGCGGAGCGCCCGCACGUCCCUGCGCAUGAGCGACGUCGACACGGAGGAGGCGGAGAUCAUGGCCGACGCGGAGAAGAUCGCCAAGACGAAGCGGUCGAACAUGUUCAACGAGAACGGCGUCGCCUACGCGCCCUGGAUGGUCAACCAGGUCGACGAGGACGCCGUCAACAUCGCGCGCGCGAUGCGCAAGGACAAGAAGCGCGUCGAGCGCCUGGCCAUGCUCGAGAAGCAGGGCACGGUGAACAUCCUCGACGCGGCGACGUCCGAGCUCUCCGGCAUCGGCCUCAAGGCCAAGUGCGUCGACGACGGCGAGGUCGAGCUGCUCUGGGGCACGAACGACGAGGAGGACAACAAGGGCUUCGUCGUCGAGAAGAAGCUCGUGGGCCGCUCCGAGUGGGAGGAGGUCGCGUCCUACAGCUCCUGGAGCCCGCUCAAGAGCAAGGGCACGCUCGGCGGCGCCUACAGCUACGUCGACGUCACCGCGGAGGAGGGCGAGUGGCUCUACCGCGUCGUCGCGGAGCAGGUCGACAACACGCGGGCAAUCACGUGCCAGGUCGGCAUCUCCGUCGAGUCCGCCGGCCAGGCCCUCCAGACCAAGAUCAUCGUCGGCGCCGCCGCCGUGCUCGGCGUCGGCUUCCUCGCCGCGGGCGCGCUCCUCGACCCGAUCCGCGGCGGCGUGCGCGCCGUGCGCACGCUCCGGCGGAAGGCGUCGCCGGAGAGCCUGGAGCUGCUCGAGCAGCUGGAGACGCUGCUCGAGGACCGGAGCCGCCUCGACAAGUUCAGCGCCGACGCCUUCGGGCCCAGUGUCCUGGACCUCGAGGACUACGACGAGGGGUUCCGGAGCGACGACCCCGACGACCUGGAGGUCGUGCUCGACCGGGCGCGGGCCGCGCAGGACGCGCUCGACGCCUUCUGCCUCGCGGCGGCCGCGGCCGCGGGUCUGGGGCCCGAAGCGUACGAGCGGGCCCGGCGGAAGGGCUUCGGCCGCGCGGCCGACAAGGUGCGCGCGGACUACGACGGCGACGCCCAGCGGCUCCGCGACGGCGCGCGCGGCUCGCUGGUCGCGGAGACCGAGGGCGACCUCGCGCGGCUCCUGCGGACGCUCAUGCGGAGCAACGGGGACACCGCGCGCGUCGUCCGCUUCGCGAACCGGUUCCGGCGGCCGCCCUUCACGGGCUACCGCGACGCGCUCUUCACCGUGCGCCUCGGCGACGGCGGGCGCGCGCCGGUCCUCGCCGAGGUCCAGGUCCACUACGGGCCCCUCGCGGACUCGGCGCGACUCGCGUUCCGGGCCUACUUCCGGCGGGGCCGCGCCGCCGAGAAGCUCGACGUGCUGCGCCGGCUCGCCGAGCGCGCCUCGCCGGACUUCCAGGCCGGCGUCGAGGCCGCGCUCGCGGGCGACGACGGCGACCUCCUCGCGCGGACGUGCUCGAGCGUUCGUGGCGACGUCGAGCUCGCGGUCGCCGCGCGGCGGCGCCUCGUCGACCUGGCUGUGGACGCGUCGGGCAAGGGGUCCCUGGCCCACGCCGCGGCGCUCGAGGGCGAGGCGCUCGUCCUCGAGGCCGAGGGCCGCCUCGAGGACGCGGCGCCGCUGCUCGAGUCCGUCCUCGCCAUGCGCGAGGCCGCGCUCGGGCCGUCGCACGCGCGCGUCGCCGACGCCGCGCGGCGCCUCGCGCGGCUGCGGCGCGCCGACGGGGACACGGCCGGCGCGCUCGCGCUCCACCGGCGCGACCUCGCGAUCCGCGAGGCCGCGGCGCCGCGGUCGCGCGCCGCGGCGACGAGCCUGAACAACCUCGCGGAGGCCCUCGCGGGCGACGACCCCGGCGCGGCGGCGGCGCUCCUCGAGCGCGCCUGCGCCAUCUGGGAGGCCGCGGGCGAGGACCUGGAGUUCGCGACGGCGUCGUCGAACCUGGCGAGGUGCCUCGACGACGGCGGCCGCGGCGACGCCGCGGCCGCGGCGGCGCGGCGCGCGCUCGCCGCGCUCGUCCGCGCCGUGGGCGACGGCGGGCCGGCCGUCGCGGCGUGCCACCACGCGCUCGGCGUGAUCCUCCGCGACGGCGACGAGGCCGAGGCCGCGUUCGAAAAAGCCGUUUCGCUCAAGGAGCGCCACUUCGGCUUCGGCCACCUGAGAGUCGCGGCGAGCUGGCGGGGUUUGGGCAAGGCGCGGCUGCGGGUGCGCAAGUUCGCCGAGGCGGAGCAGGCCUUCCGCCGCGACGUCGCCAUCUCCGAGGACAAGCUCGGACCCGACGCGCCGGAGCUCGCGGCGCGCUACAACAACUACGCCAUGCUCCUCUGGCGCCUCGGGCGGCCCGCCGAGGCCGCGCCCUUCCAGGAGAAGGGUCUCGCCAUCAAGCGGCGCCUCGGCGACGCCGCCGCGGAGCGCACCUACGACGGCGAGCUCGACGGCAUGCUCGCGGGGGAGCCCUACCCCUACGGCGGGCGCGCGGCCUGA
Aureococcus anophagefferens is the source of this 2556-nucleotide messenger RNA. RefSeq lists its product as hypothetical. Bases 1 to 2556 code for a protein of 851 amino acids. Gene Ontology annotation, molecular function: protein binding. The transcript has 4 exons. Lineage: Eukaryota; Pelagophyceae; Pelagomonadales; Pelagomonadaceae. The record is from RefSeq and is a predicted model, not a curated record.